AUGUUCUUGAACCGCGUCGAUUCCUUCGACAUCAACACUCAAACGUUAAGGCAGGUUGGCUACCUUUCCUGUAGCCUGAGCAACGCCUACUCCUUCUUCCACGCGGGAAAUAUCAUUAUUGUUGGCGGACAGAUCUAUGUCAAUAGGCAUUGUCCCCUUGUACUCUCGUUCAAUGUACAGACGGGCGUGACCACCAUUCUCCUCGAGGGAUUGGUAGAUGACUCGGUUAGCUGCUUUGAUGGCGUGGACAACAUCUACAUUCUCUCCGCCAAGACACUCACACGAUACACAUUGUCCAGCAAACAAUCAAUCAACUUGGCAAAGUGUCCAUUAUAUCAAUAUUCUUGCCCGUUCAUCUAUGACACAUUCGUUGGCGAAAUUCUCUACCUCUGUGGCACUAGCAAGAACUAUCGAUACUCAACCUCGGAAGAUAAAUGGACAAGGAUCAAAUCCAAUGAUAAAGUUUUGGAUCGCAACUGGUUUGGAGCAUGUUUGAUACGCGAUUGA
Acytostelium subglobosum LB1 is the source of this 507-nucleotide messenger RNA. RefSeq lists its product as hypothetical. Lineage: Eukaryota; Evosea; Eumycetozoa; Acytosteliales; Acytosteliaceae. Bases 1 to 507 code for a protein of 168 amino acids. The transcript has a single exon. Gene Ontology annotation, molecular function: protein binding. The record is from RefSeq and is a predicted model, not a curated record.